AUAAGACCGAAUCAGUCUGUCUGCAGUGUUCCUUCACCAUGGACAAAGCUAGCAUUUUGGUUCUUCUCUCCUCAGCACUUGUCUUCUGCCAGGGUGCGCCUGUGGAUCACGGCGGUUCGGAUUCUCAUUGUCCGUUAACCGUAAAGAUCUUGGAUGCAGUGAAGGGCAUUCCUGCUGGAAACGUGGCACUUAAGGUCUCCCGCAAAGGCACUAAUGGGACAUGGGAAAAGAUAAGCAGCGGGACAACAGACAUAGCUGGUGAGGUUCAUGAAAUUAUCACAGAGCAGGACUUCACACCUGGUGUAUACCGUGUGGAGUUUGACACCAAAAACUACUGGAAGGCAGAAGGUCGCGCACCUUUCCAUGAGGUUGCCGAUGUGGUGUUUGAGGCUCACGCUGAAGGCCAUCGCCACUACACUCUGGCCUUGUUGCUGAGCCCCUUCUCCUACACUACUACAGCUGUAGUGGUCAAAGCACACGACUGAAGAUGCAGAUUUAAGAUGCAUCUUAACAUCACAGAGCGUAAUGCAGUGAACAAACCAGCAACGCAGUGAACAGACUGGCAAAACAAAGAUCUGGAACCAGGAUUGUACAUGUCAGUUCUAGCAGUCACCAUCUCAAGACAUCCUGCUUCUGAAACUGGUGUUACAGCAAAAGUGGACCCUCAGAAAUGGAGUAACAAAGACACAGAAGAAAGCAUCCUCCUGAUUUUCUGCUCCAGUUCAUCAAUCAGACGCUUCAGAGGUCUACAUACACAUAUCUCCAGAUUCAAAUUAAAACUUCUGAAAAAUAA
Messenger RNA from Pygocentrus nattereri (red-bellied piranha), 793 nucleotides. It is a transcript of the gene ttr, whose product is annotated as transthyretin (prealbumin, amyloidosis type I). NCBI's taxonomy places the organism in Eukaryota, Metazoa, Chordata, Actinopteri, Characiformes, Serrasalmidae. Gene Ontology annotation, biological process: purine nucleobase metabolic process. The record is from RefSeq and is a predicted model, not a curated record. Bases 39 to 485 code for a protein of 148 amino acids. The transcript has 5 exons.